UAGCCCGCUGCCCUCAAUCCCGGCGAGGCUGGGGCUCCGGCUCGCGCCCCUCCCGCGCUCCCUCGUGCGGCGCCCCAUGCCGCCCCCGCCCGGGCCCCGGCCGCCCCAGUCCCCCACUUAGGCCGGCGCUGCGAUCCCGGGGCGCUGGAGCGUGGGCCGGGGGCGUAGGGCGCCUGCAGGCGGCCCCGGGAAGGGCUCUAGCGGGCUGAGCGCUCCGCGGCAGGGGCGCGGGCAGAGCAGGAAGCGGGUCCGCGUGGGAGCAGGGGGGCGGCCGCCACCGGGGUGGUCGGGGCCGGAUCGCCGGGGCAGCCGAGGCAGGCACGGCAGGGGGGUGAGCGACUUUGGGGGAGUUGGUGCCCCGCCCCCCCCAGGCCUUGGCGGGGUCAUGGGGGCCCCCCGUUCUGGGCCGGGGGGCGUGCGAGUCGGGGCCCUGCUGCUGCUCGGCGUUUUGGGGCUGGUGUCUGGGCUCAGCCUGGAGCCUGUCUACUGGAAUUCGGCGAAUAAGAGAUUCCAGGCAGAGGGGGGUUACGUGCUCUACCCUCAGAUCGGGGACCGGCUUGACCUUCUCUGCCCCCGGGCCCGGCCUCCUGGCCCCCACUCCUCUCCUAAUUACGAGUUCUACAAGUUGUACCUGGUAGGGGGUGCCCAGGGCCGGCGCUGCGAGGCCCCCCCUGCCCCAAACCUGCUUCUCACUUGUGACCGGCCGGACCUGGAUCUCCGCUUCACCAUCAAGUUCCAGGAGUACAGCCCUAACCUCUGGGGCCACGAGUUCCGCUCACACCACGAUUACUACAUCAUUGCCACGUCGGAUGGGACCCGGGAAGGCCUGGAGAGCUUGCAGGGAGGUGUAUGCCUCACUCGGGGCAUGAAGGUGCUUCUCCGAGUAGGACAGAGCCCCCGAGGAGGGGCUGCCCCCAGAAAGCCUGUGUCUGAGAUGCCCAUGGAGAGAGACCGGGGGGCAGCUCACAGCCUGGAGCCCGGGAAGGAGAACAUGCCAGGUGACCCCACCAGCAAUGCAACCUCCCGGGGUGCUGAAGGCCCCCUGCCCCCUCCCAGCAUGCCCGCGGUGGCCGGGGCCGCGGGGGGGCUGGCGCUGCUGUUGCUGGGCGUGGCAGGGGCUGGGGGCGCCAUGUGUUGGCGGAGACGGCGGGCCAAGCCUUCGGAGAGUCGCCACCCUGGUCCCGGCUCCUUCGGGAGGGGAGGGUCUCUGGGCCUGGGGGGUGGCGCUGUGAUGGGACCUCGGGAGGCCGAGCCUGGGGAGCUAGGGAUAGCUCUACGGGGUGGAGGGGCUGCAGACCCCCCGUUCUGUCCCCACUAUGAGAAGGUGAGUGGUGACUACGGGCACCCUGUGUACAUCGUGCAGGAUGGGCCCCCCCAGAGCCCUCCAAACAUCUACUACAAGGUAUGAGGGCUUCUCCUCCCCGGCUCUCCUGGAUCCAGCCCUCCUCGGGUGCUCCUCCGGUUUAAGUCACGGUUGGAGGGCCACCUCUGGCAUCUCCUCGGCCCCUCUGCGCCCCCCCCCCCCGCCCCCAGCUCCUGUGCUCCUGGCUGUUGUCGCCCUCUUCUCCACUCUUAGGAUUCCUUAAGACUCCUGCCCUCGGUUGGCCACGUGAGCCCCCUCUCCGUCUCUGUGCUCCUGGGUCCUCUUUCCUUGGGGAGGGGGCAGGGACUCAGCCUCCUCCCCUGACCGCGACCCGGCGAUCCCUGUGCCCCUCACACGCCGAGAGCCAGGGGCGGGAACAGUCUGUCUUUUGUGGCAUCCCUUCCUUUCUGCCUCUCACUGGUUUUCUCUUCUUGUCUCUUCUCUCUCUUAUUCUGUCUCUGUCUCUCUCUCUUCUGCCUCUAGGUCUGUUCCUCUUCCCUAGCACCCCCCUCCCUACGCCUCCUCUCGCCCUCUUGGCUUCUUUCCUCCGCCUCUCCCAUCUCCCCCCGGGUGGGGGUAUGUAAGCAUUCGGGCCCUCGGCCCCCUCUUCUGACCUCUCUCACCGACCCUCCCCUCAGUCUGCCAAAAACGGGGGCCUUCAUGGGGAAGGCUCUGGCACUCCACCCCGGCUCUCCGGGCGUGGGCAGCGGGGCCUCCUUCUCUGCCCUGCCCCGGGCCCCCACCUACGUCCUCCGGCCAUGUUGGGGUGGUUGGGUCACGACAGCCGCCAUGAGAAGAAGUGUCCUGUCUUGUCAGUGGCCCAUAGCAAGAUACGAACCGGCCGGGGCACGGCGUGGAUUUGGUCUGACGCCGAGCGGGCCACUGGGGACAGGAAGUGACUUGCUCCAGACGGGCAGUGGCAGAAGCAGUGCGG
Molecule: messenger RNA, 2297 nt
Organism: Neofelis nebulosa (Clouded leopard)
Lineage: Eukaryota; Metazoa; Chordata; Mammalia; Carnivora; Felidae
Gene: EFNB3
Product: ephrin B3
Exons: 5
Coding region: 386-1408 (340 amino acids)
Biological process (GO): axon guidance; ephrin receptor signaling pathway
Cellular component (GO): plasma membrane
Molecular function (GO): ephrin receptor binding
Source: RefSeq, a predicted model, not a curated record